GCCAAAGACUGUUUUAAGUUGUUUUUGGCUGAGAAGGAGAAGUUGAAAAAUUACUUCAAGCAGUCACAAAUUAAAGUUUGCCUCACAACCGAUAUAUGGGCAAGUAGACAUCAUUUGGACUACAUGAGUCUAACUGCUCAUUUCAUUGAUAAUGAAUGGAAAAUGCAUAAAAGAAUUAUCAACUUCUCUCCUAUUCCUAAUCACACGGGUCUCACGAUUGGAAAAACGGUUGAAAAACACAUGCUUAAUUGGGGAAUUGAUAGGGUUCUAACCGUGACAGUCGAUAAUGCAAGUUCGAAUGAUGUGGGCAUGACAUAUUUGAAGAAGAGGAUUAACAAUUGGAAGGGGAGUGUGUUGAAGGGAAUACAUCUUCACAUGAGAUGUUGUGCUCACAUAUUGAGCUUGACUGUGAAAGAUGGAUUGAAAGAUGUUGAUGAUUCAAUCCAUCGUAUUCGGUCCGCUGUGAGAUAUGUGAGGUCAUCAAACUCCCGAAUGCAGAGAUUUAAGAGUUGUGCCCAUGAGGAGAAGUUGGAGACCAAGAAACUAGUGUGUUUAGAUUUGGAGACUAGAUGGAAUUCCACUUUCUUGAUGUUGGAGUCCACUUUGGUAUUUAAAAGGGCAUUUGAGAGGUUAGAGGAAGAAGAUGAUAAGUAUAAAGUUGAGCUAGAGAAAUUGAAAGGGACACCAAAUGACUUGGAUUGGCAUUAUGUGGAGUCUCUAGUUCCUUUUCUGAAGAUUUUCUAUGAUGCUACACUAAAAGUUUCGGGUUCUUUGUAUGUCACAAGUAAUGAUCUCUUUCAUAUCAUAUAUGGAAUUGCUUGUAAGCUUACAAAGGAAACUUCAUCAAAAAUCGAGAGUCAUAAAUCCAUGGCAAGAAGAAUGAAAGCUAAGCAUGAUAAGUAUUGGGGCUCCUUUGAUAACAUCAACCCUUUGGUGUUUAUUGCUGUGGUUCUUGACCCGAGGUACAAGUUGGAGUAUGUUUGUUUUGCACUUGAUGAGGUUUAUGGGAUAGAACAUGGGGGAAUUUGGACUAAAGAUGAGUUGUUUGAGAGUGUGAAGGGAUUUUUGGAGGAUAUGUUUAAUGACUAUUCGGAAAUGAGAGGGGUUACUUGUGAAAGCUCAUCAAGAAGUGUGGGGAGUGCAACACCAAAUGAGAAUGAUGAAUCUCAAAGUGUGGAAGAUUAUUUGAAGAAAAAAUUCAGGAGAAAGAGAAUGGAAGAUAGGGUGGGAGAAACUACACUUUCGGAGCUUGAGAGGUACUUAAAGGCGAAUCUUGAGGAUGAUGAGGACAUAACUUUUAACAUUUUAGCAUGGUGGAAGAAGCAUUCUAGUGAGUAUCCAAUACUGAGCUUGAUGGCUAGAGAUGUGUUGGAGAUUCCAGUAUCCACUGUUGCAUCUGAGUCUGCUUUCAGUACCGGGGGGCGCGUUUUAGAUGCAAUUCGGAGUUCUUUGACUCCCUUGGUUGUUGAAAGUUUAAUUUGUGGUCAAAAUUGGCUUCGAUCGAGUACUCUUCCAAUCGACAUGGAAGAGAAUUUUGAAGAAAUCGAAGAACUUGAACAAGAGUUGAAAGAGUCUUGCUUGGAUGAUUGCACUAUCAUGAGUGAUUUAGUUGAUGAUGAUUGAAGAAUGAUGUAUUGUGUAAUCAUGAUAUGAUGUCAUUGAUGAUUAUCUAACAAUGAUGUAUUGUGUGAUCAUGAGUAUGAUGUACUUGAUUAUUAUCGAACAAUGAUGUACUUGAUUAUUAUCGAACAAUGAUGUCAUUGAUGAUUAUCUAACAAUUGAUGUCAUUUCAUCCUUUCAUCAACCACAUAUAUUAUGGGAGUUUGGUAAAUAAUUUGGUAAAUAAAUAAUUUUCUGGAAUUAAUUGGGUAAAUAAAUAAUUUUCUGAAAUUAUUUUGGCAAUUGAUUAAUUUUCUGGAAUUAAUUGGGUAAAUAAAUAAUUUUCUGGAAUUAUUUUGACAAUUGAUUAAUAUUUUGGAAUUAUGUGAUGAUUGAUUAAAGUUUUGGAAUUAUU
Linum trigynum is the source of this 2014-nucleotide messenger RNA. The record is from the annotation of a GenBank genome assembly. Lineage: Eukaryota; Viridiplantae; Streptophyta; Magnoliopsida; Malpighiales; Linaceae.